CCUGUGCUGAUCCAACCUCCUGACCUAGUGAAACGUCACUGUAUAGUGUUCACUGUUGGGAGAGGAAGGCGGACAUUGAAGCUAGCUUGACCUGUCGUCGCUACGAGUCGGUCGAGACCAGCACCCGAAUCCUUGUUCCGCCAGUGCAGCCUCCCCCCCCCCCCAACCCCCUCCGGACAAGAAGUUGACGCCAACGGGGUGCAAAUCGACGACCUUCGUUAGAAAAUGAGGAGGCGAAUAGAGUUUCCGUUCGGUUAUUGGCUGCUUUUCUUAGUAUUUCAUUCGCAUUUGUGUUCGGCGUUCUAUCUUCCGGGUUUAGCUCCAGUUAGUUUUUGCGAGGAGGGCAAAGGUAGCGACGAUUGCCAGACACAGAUACAGCUGUUUGUCAAUCGCCUGGAUUCCGUGGAGUCUGUCCUGCCUUAUGAAUAUGACGUAUUCGACUUUUGCAAGGAUGCCAAAGAAAUGAGGCCUUCGGAAAAUCUCGGACAGGUGUUGUUUGGGGAACGUAUCGAGUCCUCGCCAUACAAGUUCAACUUCAAAGAAGAUGUCAAGUGUAAGGCGGUGUGCACAAAAACGUACAAGAAGGACAGCCAAGAGGACACGGCUCGACUGGAUUUCAUCAAAAUGGGAAUGCAGCUCAACUAUCAGCAUCACUGGAUCAUUGACAACAUGCCAGUCACGUGGUGCUAUGACGUGGAAGAAAAACGGCAAUACUGCAACCCCGGCUUCCCCAUCGGCUGCUUCGUUACUUCAGAUGGCCGACCCAAGGAUGCUUGCGUUAUUAAUGCCGAGUUCCACAAGCAGAAUACAUUUUACGUCUUCAAUCACGUUGACAUAAAGAUCAUUUACCACAAUGGAGAUGAUGACGGCUGGACAGGCGCUCGGCUCGUUGCUGCCAGAGUGGAGCCGAGGAGUAUCAACCACGCAGAUGAGAAGAACCCAAACUGCGAAAGUACCACCCCGAUGGAAGUGCCGAGCCAGUUUAACAAUGACCUGUCGAUCGUUUAUACCUACUCUGUCACAUUUGAGAAAAACAAUACGAUCAAGUGGGCUUCCCGGUGGGACUACAUCCUGGUCUCUAUGCCACACACAAACAUCCAGUGGUUUAGCAUCAUGAACUCCUUAGUCAUCGUGCUCUUCCUGUCUGGGAUGGUGGCCAUGAUCAUGCUGAGAACACUGCACAAGGAUAUCGCCAGAUACAACCAGGUGGACCAGGCAGACUUGAUAAAGCUUCCAUCCACCGUGCUGAAAUCAACUCCCGUUUAUGAAGACGCGCAGGAGGAGUCUGGUUGGAAGCAGGUGCACGGCGAUGUGUUCCGCCCGCCCAGGAAAGGAAUGCUGCUCUCCAUAUUCCUCGGACAGGGCACGCAGAUCUUCAUCAUGACCUUCAUCACACUCUUCCUGGCCUGCCUGGGCUUCCUGUCCCCGGCCAACAGGGGCGCUCUCAUGACAUGCGCCGUGGUCCUCUGGGUCCUGCUGGGCACACCUGCCGGAUACGUGUCGGCACGCCUUUACAAAACUUUCGGAGGAGAAAAGUGGAAGACCAACGUCCUGUUGACGGCGCUCCUGUGUCCGGGUAUUGUGUUUGCUGACUUCUUCCUGAUGAACCUGAUCCUUUGGGUGGAGGGGUCCUCAGCAGCCAUCCCCUUCGGGACCCUUGUGGCAAUCCUGGCUCUGUGGUUUGGAAUUUCUGUGCCGCUUACAUUCAUCGGUGCCUACUUUGGAUUCAAGAAGCCUGCAAUUGAGCAACCGGUGAGAACGAACCAAAUACCUCGUCAAAUUCCCGAGCAGUCAUUUUUCACCAAGCCCAUCCCUGGCAUCGUCAUGGGCGGCAUCCUGCCCUUUGGCUGUAUCUUCAUCCAGCUCUUCUUCAUCCUCAACAGCAUUUGGUCUCAUCAGAUGUACUACAUGUUCGGCUUCCUGUUUCUGGUGUUCAUCAUUCUGCUCAUCACUUGUUCCGAGGCCACCAUUCUGCUGUGCUACUUCCACUUAUGCGCUGAGGACUACCACUGGUGGUGGCGCUCCUUCCUGACCAGCGGCUUCACUGCGGUCUAUCUGUUCAUCUACGCCGUGCACUAUUUCUUCUCCAAGCUGCAGAUCAUCGGUGCGGCCAGCACCUUCCUCUACUUCGGAUACACCAUGAUCAUGGUGCUCAUCUUCUUCCUCUUCACAGGAACCAUCGGCUUCUUUGCGUGCUUCUGGUUUGUAAAUAAGAUCUACAGUGUAGUCAAGGUGGACUAGAAGACGGAAGAGAGAGCGGGAGAGACUGUUGUGGCUGUCCACGCGGUGACGCCACGUUUGAAAGGACCAGAAGUGAAACCGUCAUUCAUCACGACAAGACCCCCAAGGGCCGAGCCCGUCCUUUUUUUUUUCUUUUUUUUUGUGUGUGUGUAUGCUUUAAACCUCUGUCCUUCAAUAAUUUUCAAUCGCGUUCACUCUUGACUUUUAAUAUUUGGAGUGGCACCAUUAUAAAUUAACUUGGGUCCUCGUUGUCAUUGUGAACUUUUUUUUUUUUUUCUCGAGUGGAAUUUAAAAAAAAAAAGGAAAUGCUUCUUUUCAUGGCAUUGUCUUGCAUAGACGUUAUUUUCAUUUUCUGUCCCCUUCCGGCUAAAUGUUUUGGGUCCUUAUUUUUUUUUUUCCCCCCCUCUGUACUGAUGAUUGGAGGAAGAAAAAAACCCUGCUUGUACAUAUAUUGUAUAGACAGAGUGAAGGAACGAAUGCUUACUUUCUGUUGUCAUUUUAGGGCUUUAAAUCCUGAACUAUAUCCGCCUAUACUGUAGUUGAGAGCGCAUAUAAAAAACACUUCCAUUUUUGCUGAUA
Molecule: messenger RNA, 2820 nt
Organism: Syngnathoides biaculeatus (alligator pipefish)
Lineage: Eukaryota; Metazoa; Chordata; Actinopteri; Syngnathiformes; Syngnathidae
Gene: tm9sf5
Product: transmembrane 9 superfamily protein member 5
Exons: 18
Coding region: 226-2241 (671 amino acids)
Biological process (GO): protein localization to membrane
Cellular component (GO): membrane
Source: RefSeq, a predicted model, not a curated record